CUCGUGCUGCAGCAGUUUGCCUCGUCCUCUCGCCGUCACACAUCGCCUCCGAUGCGCCUCUAGUAUGACCGCCAAGAGUAAACGAGCCUCCGAACCGCGCCGAGCCAACAAGCCCCUCAUGGAGAAGCGCCGUAGGGCGAGGAUCAACCAGAGUCUCGCCGCCCUCAAGACCCUCAUCCUCGACUCCGCCAAGGCGGACAACACCAAGCACUCCAAGCUGGARAAGGCCGACAUCCUCGAGCUCACCGUGCGCCACUUCCAGCGGCACCGAAGCCUCGACGUCAAGGGGGUGAACCAGUACAAGGCCGGCUACGCCGACUGCGUCCGUGAGGUGCAACGCUAUUUGGACACGCCGGACGCCCAGACGAUGACCAUCAUCGACGCAGGGGUGCGCCAACGCCUGCUCCGCCAYCUGGACAACUGCGUCGCGGAGGUCGACGUGGAUGUGAGGAAUGCGGGCUUGCCACCCCCUGAAGAGCGGCUCCAACCCCCGGACUCGACCCUCGAAGAAGUGAACAAUAAUCAAAAUCAGCUCGAGGAAGCUAAGGAAGAAACAGCGGCGAAGAAAUAUGAUGGAAAUUUUGUCCUUUUGCUCCCGGAGCAUUAUCUACAGUUAGCCAACGCUCUAGGAGUGAAUUUGAGGCCGAAUGAAGGUGGGGCCGAUCCUGGGGCUUCCUCGGGGGAUGGUUCCGAAAAUUCGAAACAGUCGAGUGGAGAAAAACCGCUGGAUUUUAGUAAAAGUAACGACAAUUGUGAUAUGUGGAGGCCAUGGUGAUUUUUCGAGUGGAAAUUUUACCGGUUUUUGUUAUAUUUUAACUGUUGGCGAAUUUGACUUCUAUCUAGUCAUACUUUUCAAAGACUUGAGCUAUGUUUGUAUUUUAUAAAAUGCUUUACAAUGUUAGAAAAAUGUCUGUAAAUAAAUUGUAAAAAAUCGUACU
Molecule: messenger RNA, 938 nt
Organism: Tribolium madens (black flour beetle)
Lineage: Eukaryota; Metazoa; Arthropoda; Insecta; Coleoptera; Tenebrionidae
Product: transcription factor HES-4-like
Exons: 1
Coding region: 65-775 (236 amino acids)
Biological process (GO): regulation of transcription by RNA polymerase II; anterior/posterior pattern specification; regulation of neurogenesis
Cellular component (GO): nucleus
Molecular function (GO): DNA-binding transcription factor activity, RNA polymerase II-specific; protein dimerization activity; RNA polymerase II cis-regulatory region sequence-specific DNA binding
Source: RefSeq, a predicted model, not a curated record